CAAACAGAAGAACACCACAACAAAAAAGUAAGAGCACUUGCGCUUACGCUUAGCAGCAAAACUAGCAACUACUGUAGUGCUGCUGCUCCUUAGAUGAGAUUACUGGUAGUAGUUAGCGCUUAGCACUCAGCUAAGCCAACCACGCGGCAGCAAUUGGUUUCCAGAAACGGCAGCAAUUGCAACUUCUACUGCUCCAUUUCAGGAUGCAAUUCAGAAGUUAAAGUUGCUCAAUUAUCUGGAUUUCUUAUGGCUUUUCUUCGCAAAGAUCCAUCAUCCCAAGCUAAUCAGACAGAGAGACAAGAGACAGAGAGACGAAAAGCUAAUUCUUGUAGUAUUUUGAAUUGAAGCAGAGUAUUGAAAUGGUGGGAGGAGGAGGAGGAGGAGCAUCUCGGAAAUUGAAGAAGGCCGCCAAGAAGAUACUUUCCCAAACAUGCGCCUCCUUUUCCUGGACCACCACUUCUAAUACCAGUACAAACCAAACCUCCCAUGUCAAUGUCCUCCCCGACACCCCCUCCAAUGCUCUCCAUGUAUCUUCCGAUUCACCCUGCUGCUACCUUUUUAAGCCCGCAAUUACCUCUCCGCGCCCAAUCUGCUCCAAUGGGACCUCAGACCAAGCAGUUUCCACCACCAACACUACUAUUUCUGCUAGUAAGAGCAUUUGUACGAUCUGUCUGGAUCCUUUGAAUUGCAGCUCAGGCAGCAACCCGUGCCCAGCUAUAUUCACUGCACAAUGCUCUCAUGCAUUUCACUUUGCCUGCAUCUCUUCCAAUGUUUGCCAUGGUAGCAUGACCUGCCCAAUUUGCCGUGCCCAUUGGACACAGCUUCCUCGUAAUUUAGAUUCACAUUGCUCCCUCCAAAGCAACCAGUCUGAUCCCAUUCUCCAGAUCCUUGAUGACUCUAUCGCUAGUUUUCGGGUUCACAGACGCUCCUUUCUACUCUCUGCUCACUAUGAUGACGAUGAUCCAGUAGAGCCUGACCAUGCAUCAGACCAUCAGCGUCUCCACAUCUCUUUGUUACCUUUCCAUCUAGCUCAUCCUGACAUUCACUUGUGCGCACAUACGAAUUCUGGGGUUAGUGUAGGUCAUUCUCGUGAUAUUUCAUUACAGCAUCAAUUGACUAGUCCCUCACAUUUGAUGGUACAAUCAUCACUUGUACCAGCAGAGCAUCCUGCCACAGCUGGACAGUACCCUUUUGCUUGUACUUCAACAAGAGCUUAUCUUUGUGUAAGAUUAGAACAUCAACCAGCAACUGAUUUGGUCUUAGUUGCCAGCCCCAACGGGCCACACCUGAGGCUUAUGAAACAAGCCAUGGCAUUGGUGAUCUUCUCACUGCGAGCCGUGGACCGUUUGGCCAUUGUCACCUACUCUUCUGCGGCUGCACGUAUGUUUCCCCUCAAGCGCAUGACUUCCUAUGGGAAAAGAACAGCAUUACAAGUCAUUGAUCGGCUUUUUCAUACAGGACCUGCAAAUCCAAUUGUAGGCCUAAAGAAAGGGGUGAAAGUACUCAGUGAUCGUGUCUACAGAAACCCGGAGUCUUGUAUUCUGCACCUCUCGGAUGGUCCGACCAGGUCCUACCAUAGCUUCAGCACAGAAGUUCCCGUGAGAAUAUAUCGCUUUCAUGUAGGGUUCGGUUUCGGCACUUUGAAUGGAUUUGUCAUGCACGAGUUUGAGGAAUUUCUUGCCAGAAUGUUGGGCGGGGCAAUCAAGGAGAUACGGCUAAAAAUCAAGGAGGAUGCUCGGGUUAUAAAGCUUGGAGAACUAAGGGGUGGUGAAGAAAGAAGGAUACCACUAAUAUUGCGAAAAUGUGGGCAUGUCUGCGUGGAAUAUAGCUACGUUGACAGUGGAAUUGAUGAAUGCAGCAAGACUGGGGAAAUUGUAGUCGGGAUUCCAGAUCAAAGUGAAAGGAAUGACGGCUUAGAUUCUGUUGCGAGCAUGGGUGGGAGGACAAGCAGUGCGGAGAGCUGGGACUACCAUGACUCUUUCAUGGCUAGAAGAUGGGCCAAGCAUUUGCACGGAAACAGGCCACUGUAUCCUACCAUAUAUUCAUCAUAGCUUCAAACCCCACAGUCAAUCCAAGUAUCAAACUCAAAACAUUUUCAUUUGCGGAUUCAUUCUCUUGUUUGGCCAGCUAAGAGUAUUAUCAAACCGUCAAGUAUUACUCCUUUAAUGGGGCCUGUUGACAUGUUGCCUGCAUGGGGGGAGUGGGAUGACAAGCAGAGAAUAGGUGUUGAGGAACAGCUGAAACACUUGCUUGCUUUCGACCAACAUGCAUUUUCCAUAUACAUAUAUUUAUUUUUGUAAGAAGGGAAUUGCUACCAUUUAAGUUGGGUUAAUAGCAUUAAAGCCCCUCAACCUUUUUUUUUUUGGAGUGAUUUACACUUUGCCCCCUAACAUUAUUUUGUAAGCACUUUACCCACUCUUUCUUUCAAAAUCAUGUUUGACUAUUAAAUAAUAGAUGAAGUUCCAAUA
Messenger RNA from Coffea eugenioides, 2468 nucleotides. Its product is annotated as E3 ubiquitin-protein ligase WAV3-like. The coding region runs from base 360 to 2051 and encodes 563 amino acids. The record is from RefSeq and is a predicted model, not a curated record. Lineage: Eukaryota; Viridiplantae; Streptophyta; Magnoliopsida; Gentianales; Rubiaceae. The transcript has 3 exons.